Messenger RNA from Histoplasma mississippiense, 711 nucleotides. RefSeq lists its product as hypothetical. The record is from RefSeq and is a predicted model, not a curated record. Gene Ontology annotation, cellular component: ESCRT II complex. Gene Ontology annotation, molecular function: structural molecule activity; protein homodimerization activity. Gene Ontology annotation, biological process: protein transport to vacuole involved in ubiquitin-dependent protein catabolic process via the multivesicular body sorting pathway. The transcript has 3 exons. NCBI's taxonomy places the organism in Eukaryota, Fungi, Ascomycota, Eurotiomycetes, Onygenales, Ajellomycetaceae. Bases 1 to 711 code for a protein of 236 amino acids.
AUGUCCACAUCCUCCCCGCCCCAGCCCUCCAGCCCCAUCCUCCUCCCAACCACUCCUGGCGGCUUAACGACAGAACAUCUCUCUCCCUUCAUCACCACAUCCUCAUCGCCAUCUACCCCGGUACCAACAACAACACCCGCAGGUGCAUCCGCAGCGCCAACAACACCGCCCUUCAAGUUCCCUGCAACCUACUCUUUCCCGCCUUUCUUCACCCUCCAACCAAACACCACAACCCGCCUGUCUCAGUUCCAAAAAUGGUCGGCGUUAAUCCAGGCCUGGUGCCGUCAUCAUCGCCUCUAUCGCCUCUCACUCAUAGAUGCCAUUGACUCUCCACUCUUCCAUAAUGCGGAUAUACAUAAGCGACUUAGUCUGGCAGAUGCAAGGACUGUUGUUGAUUGGAUGGUUCGUGGAGAAGGAGGUGGUCGAAGGGCCGAAUGGGUUGGUGGAGAGUCUGGGGGAAAGGCGGUGGCAUGGAUAUGGUGGAGGACACCUGAGGAGUGGGCCAGUGUUUUGGCCGAUUGGGUGGAAGAAACUGCCCAGAAAAAUACUGUCCUUACGCUUUAUGAGCUGAUGGAAGGGGAGGCCACAGUUUCGCAAGAAUUCCAUGGCAUGGAUCCCGACGUUCUGUCAAAGUCGCUUAAUGUUCUAGUCAAGAGAGGUAAAGCGCAAGUAUUUGGCAACGAAGAUUCACAGGGCGUUAAAUUCUUCUGA